CUACAGACUGGAGGUGGAAGGUGGCGAGUCUAGGAGACCGCAGAUAAUGGAAGGCGCAUGCGUUCCAGGGGCGGUGCUGCGAGGCUUCGGGAAUUCAGUAGGGGCGGGGCGGAAACGGGCUGGUGGGCUGGCGCACGCGUAUUGGGCCGCCAACGUCCCGCCUCCUUUUUUAGGUUUCCUCACCUCCUCCGCCACUCUUCCGGAAGUGCCGCCGCCCUCGCGCCCACCAGCGGCCACCCCCUGCGGCAGGCCCCGCCCCCUACCGGCUCCGCCCCCCAGCUCUCCGCCCCCUCCUCCGGUGGUGGCGCCGGCUUGCAACCCGGAUCGUGGUGGUUUCGGUGCCCGAAGCCGGGAGCGCGGAGUCGUUCCCGGAGCGAGGCCAGGCUAUGGUCGCGGGUCCCCGGCGUCCCGCUCCGGCCAACCAGAGUCCCUGUCUCAGCUUGUGCCCGUGCCUGAGCGGUCUCCUCAGCCCAGCUCCGCGGUGCGGUUGGCGGCGGCGGCGCCCGGCGCGCCCCCUCCUCCGAUGGCGGCGGAGAUCCAGCCCAAGCCGCUGACCCGCAAGCCCAUCCUGCUGCAGCGGGUCGAGGGGUCCCAGGAGGUGGUGAAUAUGGCCGUGAUCGUGCCCAAGGAGGAGGGCGUCAUCAGCGUCUCGGAGGACAGCAGGCAUUCAUCGAGUUCACGUCACUGUAUUAUACCUGUAGAAGUGGAAGAGAUUUGUCUGUGUGUAGCUCUUUUUAAGAAUGUUGCUGGAAUUCCCCUGAACACAGAACAUCACAGUUGUAGAAGAUGGGAGGCUUGCCAGAGCCAAAGCAUGAAGGCUUGGGGUGCCGCCUCCCUGCCUGUCGCCAUUGUGAACGCCGGAAGAGGGUGCCUUGAGGAGGGAGUGAGCAGCGCCACAGACCUUUGGUCAGGCAGCGGUCACAGGAUUGCUGGGGCUUAUCCACCUCUGGACCGUUCGUGUAUGGCUGAAGAGAGACAGUGGACAAUAUUGGCCAAGCAUAUACCAUAUGAUGCCUUGUAAGUAUCUGGAUCUCUGUCUUUAGGAAUUAGACAUGGACCACUUCCUUUCCAAAUUGCCUUCUCUGUGUUUCCUUCUUGAGUGGGGAUGUCUGAGGGUUGAGAUUAACCUUAUAAUGGAAAGUACCAUAUUAAAUCAUUUUAGCUCUCAGUAUGUAAAAUAGGAAAAUUGUUCUGAAAUUGACCAUAUAUUCAUAGUUUCUGAAUAAGAUUAAUGGAAGACGGGCUAUAGGACAUCGGCUUUCUGAUUACAGCUGUCUCCCUCCUUUCCAACUUUUUGUUUCACUUUCUUGUGGAGUUCUCGCUUCGACAUUUAAAAUUUUGCCUGGUGAUUACCUUUGUGAAGUAAAUUUGUUCUUGCACUAUUGUUAUAUUAUUCAUUCAAAUACAAGACAUUCAGCGUUGACUGUUUGGUGCCCACAAGGGCUUGCUUACAAUUGAAACAUUCUAAGUAGAAGUCAGCCUCAUGUCCUCAAGAUUUUAUAUGCGAAAUACGUCCUUGUGCCGAUAAAUAGCUAAUCUUUAAAUAUAUUAUAAAACAUCCUUAGAUUUGAUUCUUAGACUUGUGUGCUGGCAGAAGUUCUCCUACAGAAGAGCUAGCACCUCUAAAUAGGAAAUAUCCUUUUAGCCUGGCAUUUUGUCUUUAAAAAGUGAUGAAGUUUGGGGAUCCUAUUCCAUGUUUAUUUGAGUAUAAAAUAGUUAUUUAAUUUUGUUAUUAGUUAUAUUAUUCAACGUUUCCCUGACUCUCCUUCAAAUCUUAAUUAAAACUGACACCCUAGAACAAUCCCUCAGGUUUGUCCUUUGGGCCUGUGUCCCCUCCGGCUUGCUACAGCGUGCACCCCGUCCCUGGAUACAGGUACCCCAGUUUGAGAAGUAUGUGCCAUGGUGUACAACCGGAAUAAAUUCAUGCUGAAUUAUAGAUGUGAUUAAGUUUAUGCCUCUGGCAAAAGAAUGCUGUAAUAACUUAAAUAGCUAUUUUGCUUGUUUAUGAACAAAUGAAUUAUUAAGGAUAUAAUGGGUUUCUGUGAUUUUCAAAUUACCUUUGAGGUUUUGUGUGGCUUUAGAAUUUUAUAACAAACAAGUGAUAACCACAAAGCUGAACCAAGUGGUCAGUCCUGCAUGAGGGAAGAAGAAACUUCUUGUGGUUCUGAGGACUUGUAUUGGCCCCUUAACCUGUUGAGCCUCCAGCAGACAGCAUUUAUGCAGCAAAGGGCCUAGGUGAACUUCCUCUUUAAGCGGUGGCAGUGACGAGGGCUCAGGCAGAAGGAAAGGGAAAGGAAUUCUCUGAUUGUUUUUUCUGAUCUUUGAGUGGUAUAGCCAGUCUUUUCUACGAUCUUCCCUUUUCAUCAAACCUGACACGGUAUCUGACCGGAGGAGUGGGGAAGGUCUGUAGUCCGGCAAGUUGAAGUUGACUCUAGAGAUCUGUUACUACCUUGACUAUGAAGACAGAGGAGGGUCAGACCUGGGCAGAAAGAUGAGGGCUCAGGGAUGGUAAGCAAGGAAUCUUCUUGAGAUGAACUUGAGUAGGAACCUCAUGGAGACAGGAUCCUAAGCAAUUGCUUAUGCGCCCCCUUCCCUAUACACACAUCUAAACCUGUUUUGCUGUCAUUCUGUGAUGCUGUCUUUAUUUGAAUGUCACUGAGAAUACAGAGAUGCCUCUCGUUGCUUUUUUAUCAUUUAUUCAGCUGUGUGAAUGACUAAAGGCUGCUGUGGCUCCUACACCCGGCAAAAGUGCUCAGUACAUCAAUACUUAUUGACGACUUGAAUCUGAUAAUACAGAUAGGUCCCUGAGAACAUUAUCAUACAUAUUCCUAGUGACUGAACACAGUCUUUGAGAUUCAGAAAGAGGACCCUUUCAUUAUUUGUGUAUUUUGUCUGUGGACUUCCAUAAAGGGAGUGGAAAGGGCAUUACUUUGCUAUUAAAAUGUAUGUGAACCAGCAGCAUUAAGGUCACCCUAGAACCUACCAAAAAUACAAGUAUUGGGUACCAUGCUAGAUCUAUAGAAUCGGAAUCUGCAUUUUUAAUGAUAUCCCUAGGCGAUUUGAAUGCAUUUUAUUUAUUUAUUUAUUUAUUUAUUUUUUAACAUUUAUUUAUUUUUGAGACAGAGAGAGACAGAGCAUGAACGGGGGAGGGGCAGAGAGAGAGGGAGACACAGAAUCAGAAACAGGCUCCAGGCUCCGAGCCAUCAGCCCAGAGCCCGACGCGGGGCUCGAACUCACGGGCCGCGAGAUCGUGACCUGAGCUGAAGUCGGACGCUUAACCGACUGAGCCACCCAGGCGCCCUGAAUGCAUUUUAAAGUGCAUUGAGAAGAGUGUCUUCUGACAUGAUAGCCAACAUGCUGAUCUAUUUUACACAUGAUUCUAUGAGCACAUACAAAAAGCCUCAUGCAUGUAUCGUAUUGAUUUCUACAUACUUAGAUAUAAGUGCACAUUCUAGUGGGUCACAUAUUUAUUGUGCACCUGCUGUAUCCAGGCCACUGAGCUAGUUGCCAGGGUUUGCAGAUAAUUAAGGUGCAUGUGGUCAAGAUGAUUUCCAUAAUCUUUCAUUGUUGGAUAACUCCACUACUGUGGAGAAGUAAAAAGAACUAUAUGUUCUUCACAAUUGAUCAGAAAUUGGCUUUUAUGUUCCUAGGAGUUGAAUGCACUUAGAUAACAUGGUAACUAAUAUUUGAGCAAGAGUCAGUUUUAUUUAACUUGAGAGAGGCAGAAUCUUGUUGCAUAAGGAAUUAUGCUAUGUUUUUGGACACUUAGAAAACCUGAAAUAGCUUUGAAUUUCCAAAGGUUUGUUUUUCAGUUCUUCCUAUUGAAAGGUAUUUUGUUAAGAGAUUACUUAGUUUUGUCCUUAAAUAAUGGUUAUCUGGUACUAGUUACAAAAUAAGUAAAAAGAUACAGUAUGUCUGGAGGCUAUGACAUGGACAUCACAAGGCACAUAUGACCAUAUAAUGUGUUUAUAGUGGCAUAUAAUAAGUAGUAUUCCAAAUCCAGAAGAAAACAUAAAGAAAAUAUCUUUACGUGUAAUAUAUGGCUUACUUGUUUAUUUCAUUUAUUAAAAUUUAAUAUAGUAUUUGUCAUGUUCCGGGUAGGAUAGUACUGUUCUGUAGCAGCGAGAAGAAUUUGAAGGUUAAUGGGUGGGAAGAAGGGGAAGGCAUUGGAUGAAAAAGAAUGAAUAGUGGAGGCAGAGUUUGAUGGUUGGGAGAGAGCCUGAAAAGCAGGGAUUUAUGAUAAGGCUGGAUGAACUUGGGGGUGUGGUACACAAGGGAAGGGUAAGGAGCAGGCACAUCGUGCUUUGGGGGUGUCCUCAGACCCGAUCUUUUCUGAGAAGCUCUGACUUCCCCUUUAGGAGGGAAUGAGGAGAGGCCAGACUUGCCUGGUUAAGGCUGUUUGCUCCUGAGCCAACCUGAUUUUCCCAGAAUUUAGAAUUUGGAGUAGGAAAUGCUAAGUUUCAGCCUUGGCUGGUCCCUUGAGCUGGGAAUAUGUAGACCCAGCUCAACAGUGAAAGCUGAUCCGCUUAGAAGGAAGUAUGAAUCAGGGAGGAAGGACCACUUGGCUCAAGAGAGAGAGAAGCCUAAACAGAUGACGCCUGAGGCUUUUCUCCUCCUCCCCUCCAGAACCCUGGCUCUGCUUCUGCCUUUGAGUUCAAGAGAUUCCCUCUUUUACUGGAUACAUUCAUUAGUGCUUCCUUUCAUUCCAGUGGGUUUCCGUCACUCCUAACUGCAAGUAUCUAACUCAGCCUAGCCCAGAUUGUAUACCUCUGAAUUCCUGUCCGUUCAGUUUCUCCUGGAUCUCUAUGAUCUUUAAAGAGAAAGGACUGAGCCGUGUCUCGAUUGGUGCCACUGUGGUGCUGAGCUGCAGAUUGUCUGCGAAAAGUGAGGGUGAGUAAAGAAAAAAAGCAGAGAGAAAUAUUUAUUCCAUUUAAUUUCUUUGGACAGCUUAUUCAACAAAUUUUAAAUGUUUCUGCCAUACUAAACACCGUGCAACGUCCCAAGAAUAUAGUGGCGAGAUAGGGCAGAUGAUUCCUGUCUUCAUGGUGUGUACGGUGGGGAAGGCAGACCUAAAAUAAGCCCCACUCAUGCUGUGUGGUGAGUGUUGUCACAAGAAGCAGGUGUAAUGGAAACAUGCUCACAAAGGUUCCCAGAAGGAAGUCCAUUUAAAACCCUGCCGUCUCUAGAGAAUUUGGGGUGACUGGUGACUUGUUGUGUAGUUUCCUAUGUGCCGAUUUUUAUGGAUGAGUGAGAAAUAAGAGCGUUUCCUUAUCUAAUAUUCUUCCAGAAAAUAACAUCCUCUUGAUGUAUCUCCUGUAAUAGCUGCUUAUUGCCUGUGACAAGAUCAAAUUACCCUGUGCCCAACUGGGACCUGCUUGAGCUUGGAAACCGGAGAGGGGCCUUUCUGAGGGUGUAGAGUUGAGGUUUCAGUUGUAGCCAUUAGUGAUUAUCUGUUCCAGGCUUCUAGUAGAUACCAUUUCAACCCCUGCCUUUGCAUCUCUCUACAGCAGGAAAAACAAAACAAAGAAUGAAAAGCAUAGGUAUUCCCAUUUUCAUGGUUGAGUUAUUUUAGAUUUACUUUUUUAACUAGGUUUGCCAUUCAUGGGGUCAGACAGAGGGGUGGAGGAGAGAAAUCUCAAACAGGAGCCAAAGUGGCAGGUGUUUGAGAUUUCGCUUACUCGAUUAAAGUAUUGGGUAUCGUGUCUGAGCCUCUAUUGCCAGCUUUCCCCCUUGGGCAUGCAGAAUAGGUAAAGCAGUUCAGCUGCCAAAGAUGUGGUGAAUAGGAGGUUGAGAGGCCCAGAGCCUCAGGACUGAGGGUGUGUUGGACAAUUGGAAACCUCUGUGGGUUCUAUAGUUGCCAGGGCAGAUGAAAUUUACUUUGGCUCCUAAGCGCUUAUGAAUUUGUCCCCAAAGCAAAACAGACAGUUUAUCAAAGAUAAAUACAAAUAAAAGGCACACCUAACACGGAAAUAAAAUGACCUAUUUUUCCAGCUCUCUGCCUUGGCGUGGUGGGAUGGCAUUUGCCCAAUCUGGAGUUGUGCUGGGGCCCCCUCGUUCUGAUUGUUCAUUGAUACAGUUUUCCCACUUUGUGUUAGCCUUCUGCAGAAAUGCCUUCAUUCUACGUGCCCUCGGCUCGCACUGGUGUGUGCAUAUAUGCAAUGCUUUAUGGCUGUUUUUGAAGAAAUUGUCUACUGUAAUGCUCAGUGCUCCUUUGAAGAAGCGCUAAGAGGGCCAGAAACCCUUUGCUUUCUCUAAGACAGAAAUUACCAGCCCAUGUGCUGGAUCAUGUUGGGAUCAUCCAAAUGGAUUACAGACCCUGAGAACUGGUCUCCUUAGCUGCGCAGGGGAAAUCCAGUCGUCUGGGCUGUAGGAAUCUCUUCCAUUUAUUCCAGUGGCUGUUCAGAUCUAGUUUUCUGUAUAUCAUGAGGUGAAAAAGGUUGGGAGGGACAGCUCUAAGGACCCGAUUCAUGGUCCUUAUGGAUAAUGUGACACAUGGAACCUAUCGUUUGCCAACAGAUCUUUAUUCCAAUUUUCUUUCUGUUCUUACACCUGUUUUCCUUGUCAUGACUUUUUGCUUAUUUCUAUGAUUUGGUUUUAUUGUAUCUACUUUUAAAGUCUCUUCAAAUUCUUUGUGAAAUGAGGUGGGGAAUGCAUUAAAUGAAUUAUCUUAUUAGUUAAAACAAAUAGAGAGAUGAAGUUUGGACAUAGACAUACUAUUUACCUUAAAUUCACCCAAAAAUAUGUAUUUUUUUUAAUGUUUUCAAAAUAGCUUGUAGGUUAGAACCUGUGCCAGGGUGGGAAACUGGAAUUUGAUUUUCGUUUUUGAUACCAAUUUGCUGAGUCACUUCAGGCAAGUCCUGUACAUUUUUCUCUACUCUGAAGCCCGGUGAAUACACUGUCAUUUCCUUUGAUCUCAGAUUUGCAAAAACAUUUUUGGUUAUGAGAUGUAUUAAAUAAGUAAUUUGCACUUUCAGGUUCUUGGUAUUUAGCAAUAUAUAUACUGUUAUUGCUGAUCUUAACCCAACGGGGAUUUGUGAGGUUGUGGCUGGAUUGGCUUCCUUUUCCUGUGUGUUGGGACUUCAGUCCUGCAGCGACAGAUAACUUGAAAUUGAGGCUUUAGAAAAUUAGAAUGAUUAAUAUGUUCAUAUGCUUUAUACCUAGGAUGGAAAUGACUUAUUUUGUAUGUAUAUUGCAAAUGUCCAUUUGCCCAUUGGUCAAAGGAGAACUUUCUGUAAUUUAAGACUUUGUAUGGAGCUCGUUGUGCGUUGUCCCACGUCUUCUGGGUUUAUUAGAGUUUUGGGGCCAAAUCCAUAUGGAUAGAUUAGUGGUUGAAAGGUAUUUAAAAUAAUGAAUUUAAAAUAAUGAAGUUCUGUUUUUAUCAGGUAGUGAUUAUUUUGGUGACUUUUAGACAACAUCUUUAACUCCAUCAAGGGACUUUCUUGGCGGACUAGGGGAUUUGGGUAUAAUUGGGAAGUGCUCAUCCUAAUAUUUUAUACCUUAUUUCAAUUUACUCCUUGGUUCCUUUCUUGGUUUCUUUCGGUGUAGGUUAUAUUAUAGAACCACAUGUAAAACCAGUUUACUGUUUUUACUAUUUACAUUUUCAAAAAUAAUUAUGUAAUCUGAUAUUUUAGUUCUGUACUUACUAAGAAGAAAAUGUGCUUAAGGAACUUCUGAUUUUUAAUGGAAAUGAAGAUGUGGAUUAUCUAAGCUAAAGAUAACAGAUGUCAAUUAAUCUGAAUAAUUAUAACAUUUACUUAGCAUACUCUUGUUUGAUUUUCAUAUGACAGAGUAUGUUAAAAUUUACUGUACUUAGAUCUUAAACUUGUAGUGAUAACUUAAAACUUGUCGGAGAGAAAAAAUGACCACUGAUAAGUCACUGUGAUUUUGCUGAUGUUACCCAGACUAAAUUAAAAGAAAACAAGGGGUUUAAUUUUAGUAGAGUGCCUAAAAUAGUUGAUUGAAAUGAAAAAUGCUUUUUAAUGCUAGGCAGUUGAAGUCCUACAUCUACGUGUUCUUAAUAUAUUAAGUAAAACACGGUUGAGCAUUAUAAACCUAAUAAAUACUGAGUUGUGACAACCAGGACUGAAGGAGAUCGUGUCUGUGGGUGAGAUCUCUGCUGUGCAGUGGUGGGGUGCUCCUGGAAGUCCUCUUAUUGGAGGAUCCCGAUAUCUGACUUGAUCAGGGUGUGUUUAACACCUGAAGUUCUGCUCACGGAAGUGCCGCUGUUUGUUUAGUUUCCAAGUGACCACUGGAACAUCCCGUGAAGAUCAGUGUGGGCUGACGAGCAGUGCCUUUGCCGUUGUACAGCGCUCAGUGUGCUGGAAAUCCGCAGCUCAACCUUCAGAGAAACUUGUGUUUAUUUGAGCAAAGGUCAACCAAUAAGCAAAGGACAGAAAAUAAAUCAGCCACAAAAUGAAGGAGUUCUAGGUAUGAAUAACAGAAAAUAGGUAACUUUCCCCCCAGUAGGAGUAUUUUGAGAAUGCCUUCUCUCAACUAUAUAUACUCCUUUUAAAAAGUAGGAGCAAGGGGGGCACCUGGGUGGCUCGGUCGGUUAAGCGACCGACUUCGGCUCAGGUCAUGAUCUCACGGUCCGUGAGUUCGAGCCCCGCGUCGGGUUCCGUGCUGAUGGCUCAGAGCCUGGGGCCUGCUUCGGAUUCUGGGUCUCCCUCUCUCUCUGACCCUCCCCUGUUCAUGCUCUGUCUCUCUCUGUCUCAAAAAUAAAUAAACACUAAAAAAAAAAAAAAAAAGUAGGAGCAAGGGGCGCCUGGGUGGCUCGGUCGGUUAAGCGGCUGACUUCGGCUCAGGUCAUGAUCUCACGGUCCGUGAGUUUGAGCCCCGCGUCGGGUUCUGUGCUGACAGCUCAGAGCCUGGAGCCUGCUUCCGAUUCUCUGUCUCCCUCUCUGUCUGCCCCUCCCCUGUUCAUGCUCUGUCUCUCUCUGUCUCAAAAAUAAAUAAACGUUAAAAAAAAUUAAAAAUAAAAUAAAAAGUAGGAGCAAUAAAUAUACUUUUUGAGACCACUUGAGGGGUAAAAGUAUUAGAAAUACAAGCAGCCAGUUUCUCCGUAAUCCACUUAAUUACUGACUCUGUUGAGGUUGAUGUGGGAUUCUUGAGUUUCCUUUGUCUAGGGCUUAUAUCUCUUGAGCUUUUCCUCCUUCAAAUUAUAGUCAUUAAUAUAAUCACCCAGACUGGGGUUUCUCUUUAUUUUAGUUUUCCCUAAACCUUAAGCUGACUACCUGCCUGAAAUUACAAAGAUUUCAUUUUAAAAAUGCUCGAUAUUAUGAAAGUGUUUAAUUUUUAAAAUAAGGUAUUAACAAGCCAUCAAGGUCUAAAGUCCUGGUACUUACAUAAGAGAUUAUUAUUUUUCAGUACUCACAGGCCUGCACAAAUUUCUUUUCCAUCUUCUUUGUACCUUUUAUUAUCUUGCUUCCUAAAAUUCUGCCAAAUACACUUCUUCUGUCUGUCCUCAGUCUGAAACAGCAAAGAGGGGUGGCAAGUCUUAAUCAGAUAGCAUGGAAAUGAAUUCUUGUACUAUUUUAUUGAGAAAUAAACUGUGGGCAUUUUUUUUUCCUUAGGUUUUAAUAGAAAUGUGGGCGGAAAAAUAGGAAGCUAAUGGUUGAACAUCAACAGACCAGUGGCAAGGCCUUGAUUUUCACUUACUGGGUUUGUGUAGGAGCAGUCCCAGGCAAACCACAUACAGAUGAUGUAUAUGGGAGGCCUUGGCAGAUGGGGGGUCACCCCACAAAGCUUACGAAGUGUGGUUAUCCUUUCUUGUGGGGAAACACUUAAAGGUGGAGGAAGUAAAUAUAUCUUCAUGUCUUGUAUCACGGUGUGUUUAUCUCAUCUAGAGUUCGAGGAUGCAGUUUUGAUGGAGGUGGUCAGUGGAGGGACUGUAUUUUAAUUUUUUGGGUCUGGUCAGACAUUUCACUGAGCCUUUGGAGAAAGCCAGUGCAAGGUGGGCAUAUAGAAGUCUCUCGGCCAUUUUGUCUCUGACCUCAACUUUCAGCCAUCAGAUAGAGCAAUUAUUUCCUUAUUGACUUAUGAAUUAUUAGUUUCACAUCAUUUGAAGCUGAAUUC
Messenger RNA from Panthera uncia (snow leopard), 10074 nucleotides. It is a transcript of the gene WDFY2, whose product is annotated as WD repeat and FYVE domain containing 2. The record is from RefSeq and is a predicted model, not a curated record. Gene Ontology annotation, molecular function: metal ion binding; protein binding. The transcript is spliced from 4 exons. Bases 47 to 1021 code for a protein of 324 amino acids. Lineage: Eukaryota; Metazoa; Chordata; Mammalia; Carnivora; Felidae.